Gymnogyps californianus (California condor) is the source of this 2677-nucleotide messenger RNA. It is a transcript of the gene RGS5, whose product is annotated as regulator of G protein signaling 5. The transcript has 5 exons. The record is from RefSeq and is a predicted model, not a curated record. Bases 24 to 584 code for a protein of 186 amino acids. Lineage: Eukaryota; Metazoa; Chordata; Aves; Accipitriformes; Cathartidae.
GAGGAAAACUACAGCCUGCCGAGAUGUGCAAAGGAUUAGCAGCGUUGCCCCACACGUGCCUGGAGAGGGCCAAGGAGAUCAAGAUCAAGCUAGGCACGCUGCUCCAGAAGCCCGACUCGGCCAUUGACUUCAUCGUCCCCUACCCAGAGAAGCCAGAGAAGCCGCCCAAGGCCCAGAAGCCAUCACUGGAGGAGGCUCUGCAGUGGCGCGAUUCCCUGGAGAAGCUCCUGCAAAACCCCUACGGGCUCGCCAGCUUCCGCAGCUUCCUGCGCUCCGAGUUCAGCGAAGAGAACAUCGAGUUUUGGGUGGCCUGUGAGGACUACAAGAAAACCAAGUCCCCCGUGAAGAUGGCAGAGAAGGCCAAGAAGAUCUACGAGGAGUUCAUCCAGACCGAGGCACCCAAAGAGGUCAGUGGCCACGGGGUGAACAUCGACCACUUCACCAAGGCUGUGACCAUGAAGAACCUGGUGGAGCCAUCACCAAGCAGCUUUGACAUGGCCCAGAAGAGGAUCUUUGCCCUGAUGGAGAAAGACUCCCUGCCUAGAUUUGUGCGGUCGGAGUUUUAUCAGGAGUUAAUCAAGUAGCAAUGCGGCAGGGCUGUGCGAGGCAUUCCCCACGGGCGGUCCCACUGCUUCUGUCUAAACACCUGCCCCUUCUCCUGCAGCCGCUUCGCUUUCUUGAUACCACCCUAGAAGAGCACCCAGGGGUGUUGCUAAACAUCUGCCCCUGUGCUUUGGACUGUCAGAUGUCCUGAUGUUUCCUCUCUUACAGUCUCUUUCCUCUCCCACAAAAGACCAAUUAGCAGAAACCCCUGGUGAUCCUCCCUGGGUCUGGGACCCAGAAGGGCGGUGGAGCAGCCCCAGCCCCGCAGUGACCGGGAGCCACUCGGGCAGCCGGCGCGUCCCUGGCGCUGUGGGGCUUGGCUUUAGUUGGAGGCUCUGAGGUGCCGGCUCUGCCUUCUUAGGACUUCUUAGGACAUAACAAGUUUUCUCCCAGUUUUCUCCCAGUUUUGCCCACAUCGCUUUGGUUUGGCCCAGGCUUGCUCCCUCCUCCCAGCUUCCCAGGGUGUUGCUGAGGCUGCACAGGGUACCCUGUGGGUGCUCCCCUCCCUGGCUAAGUCCAGCACACCUGCAGCCCUGGGGUGCAGUGUGGGGCAUGUCCAUCGCGUGAUUGGCAUCACCUUGUCUUCAAUCAGCAGGCACAGUGACGGCCGUAUGGCAGGGACGGCAGUACGGCAGAGCCGGGAGCCGCACGGCCAUGUGCCGCAGGGUGCACCCGGCUGGCACGAGGGGUGGGCAGAGCGAGCCUGCAGCACCAGUUCCCCAGCGACUCCACUGGGGAGCCAGCUGUGAGACAGCCUGUUUGCUUCACACUAAAGACAGUAAAGAGGAUAAACCAAGAUCUGUUUGUUCAAAACACCGGGAACUGUUUAGCAACCCAGACCUCCCACUCGCUCCAACCACUUGCAUGAUGUACUGAGCUCACAGUCUGCAGCCUGUGCCCGUGUCCCCGGUGCCUACGCGCAGCCCUCAGCAGCGCUGGUGGCUGGUGGUGUGCUUGGAUUGCAGGUUCGGGUGUUGCUGCAGUGGUUUCUUGCUCCAGUUGCUUCUCUCUGCCGUAGGCACGCCAAAGCGAUACUUCUGCACAAACUCAAUGGAGGGGCAUUGAUUAGAGGAGGGAGGAAAAUCAUGUUGGGGGAAAAAAGCUGCAAUUGCAACUGUCCAGAUCCAAUUAAAAAAACUAAACCAAACCCAAAAAACCAAGCCCAAACACAAAACCAUCAUUGGAAAUAUGAAAAAUAAACCCCUGGCUUCUUGAACAGACGGCAAACUCUGCUGAGUUUGUGUAGCCUGCAUCUCUCUCUCCUGUCUCCUCCUGUCUGCCCAGGACAUGUGUUUCCAUAAGGCUGUCUCUUAAAAAGACCAGCUCUUUUCAAAUGAUUCAAAGCCAGCCCACUGUUUGCUACAAGAGGAAAUCACAUCUGAGGAUGGGGCAAGGGCAUGCGUGAAAGGCGGCUGGGGUCUCAUUUCAGCCUCGAGGCGAACGCGAUGAACCCCUGCUCUGUGGGGCCUGGACCUUUCGCCCCUGCGGUGGUUUCCUGGUGCAGCAUCCGCAGCGCCGUGACUUGCAACGAGCUGCUUCAGCCGGCAACCUGACAGAUGCGGGCAAGACAACAAGCGACCAUGCUCCCAGCAGGCAUCCUGGACCAGCCAACCCCCCCCCAGGCGGCUCAACUUCAACUGCAAGUCCUAAGACUCCAUCUGAAAUGCAAUAACAUAAACAACGGGUUUGCCAGCCUCUUCAAGACUUUCAAAAUCUGAUCAAAACCCCACCAGCCCCAAAUAUUUACGCAUUGUCACUAUGGUGAUGAAGAAAAAUACAUCCCGAGCUGCAGGAAGUGGGCUGCUUUUCCAGGCAGGAAUGGGGAGGCAGGGGAAGGAUGGAGGCCAUCACAAACGUGACUUUUUUUUUCCUCUGGAGCAAAUGGCCUGAGAAAGUUGGUGCUGGAGCGGCAGGGGGUGAUGCUCGCUGGGCAUUCCCCUGGGGUGAGGCGGGGGGGCGGCUUGGGCGGCCCCAAAGAGCCCGAGGGAGCCCACGAGUGGCAGGAGGGUCCCGUCAAAAGGGCGCAGGAUCCCCUGGCAGCGCCCGCUGCCCAGAGCUGGUGGGCAACAAGGGG